UUUGGGGGCGAGAAUUCCCAGGAAGGCGCGGAAGCGGCGCUCGGCUGUGUGUGCCCGCCCGCCGAACACCCCUCGGGUUCCCCCGCUCCGCAGGUGGCUGCGGCGGGAUGGCGGUGGUUUGGCCAGCGCUCAGCCUGCUCCCCCGGGCCACCUGGGCUGCCGUGACACCGCUCGGCCCCGCCCGCGGUCGUGCGCGAUCCGUGUGGGAAAAGGAAAGAGGCGCCCGGUGCGUAAAACACAAGGAAUUCCUGUUGCAGUCCAGGAGAACAGAGAGUGACAAUAAGAUGGCUUCGCUGAGUGUGAGCCAUGUGAAUGUGGGAGUUGAAGAUGAGUGCUGCUGCACAGAUCUGAAGUCAUUUUGCCUGGAGUUAAUUUGUGAAACGCUUCCAUUGAAGCGCUUGGACUCUCUCCCGAGGUUCUUUUGCAUAAGCAGCAGGCUGACAUUUGCCUCUUGUCCACAGACACAGAGUUCUGCUAAACCUCUUCAGACUAGUCCUCUCACCAUGGAAGCUGAAGAAACGGUGGAAUGUAUCCAAGAAUUCCCUGAACACUAUAAAGUUAUUUUGGAUAGACUGAAUGAACAACGUGAGCAGGACCAGUUUACGGAUAUCACUCUGAUUGUCGAUGGUCACCAUUUCAAAGCUCAUAAGGCUGUUCUUGCUGCCUGUAGCCAGUUCUUCUACAAAUUCUUCCAAGAUUUCACUCAGGAGCCCUUGGUGGAGAUUGAAGGUGUAAGUAACAUGGCAUUUCGUCACCUAAUUGAGUUCACCUAUACAGCAAAACUAAUGGUCCAAGGUGAGGAAGAAGCAAAUGAUGUUUGGAAAGCAGCUGAGUAUCUACAGAUGUUAGAAGCGAUCAAAGCACUUGAAAUCAGGAAUAAAGAAAAUUCAUCACUGUUAGAAUCAAAUCAAGCACAAGGUAAAAAUAAACCAAAAAAGAGGAAGAUAGCUGAAACCUCUAAUGUUAUCACAGAAACACUGCCAUCUGCAGAAUCAGAUCCUGUUGAAAUUGAGGUUGAGAUUGCUGAAGGGACGAUUGAAGUGGAAGAUGACAGCAUCGAAACACUGGAAGAAGUAGCUUCUGCAGAGCAAUCCAUAAAGUACAUACAGACAACGGGUACAUCAGAUGAAUCUGCUUUGGCUCUUUUGGCAGAUAUCACCAGCAAAUAUCGUCAGGGAGAGAGAAAAUGCCAGAUCCAAGAAGAAGGUGAUAGUGCAACUGAUCCCUCGUGCAAACAGGUAGAAGGUAUUGAAAUUGUGGAACUUCAGCUGUCACACGUGAACAAUCUAUUCCACUGUGAGAAAUGUAACCGUUCAUUUAAAUUGUUUUACCAUUUUAAGGAACACAUGAAAACACACUCUACUGAGAGUUACAAGUGUGACAUAUGCAAUAAAAGGUACCUACGAGAGAGUGCUUUGAAACAGCACCUCACCUGUUACCACCUUCAUCAAGGUGGUGCCAGCAAGAAGCAAAGACCUGGCAAAAAAAUACAUAUAUGCCAGUACUGUGAUAAGCAGUUUGACCACUUUGGACAUUUUAAAGAGCACCUCCGGAAGCACACAGGUGAAAAACCAUUUGAAUGUCCAAACUGCCAUGAACGUUUUGCUAGGAAUAGCACGCUCAAAUGUCACCUGACAGCCUGUCAGUCUGGAGCUGGAGCUAAAAAGGGAAGAAAGAAGCUGUACGAAUGUCAGGUUUGUAACAGUGUGUUUAACAGCUGGGAUCAAUUCAAAGAUCACUUGGUAAUACACACCGGUGACAAACCCAACCACUGUACCUUAUGUGAUUUGUGGUUUAUGCAAGGCAGUGAGCUGAGAAGGCAUCUCAAAGAAAUGCACGAUAUUUCAGAACGAAUAGUGACAGAAGAGGUUCUUCCAGUGGAAGCUGUGGAAGCUGAACCAGUAACAUCAAUGACUAUAAUAGAACAAGUGGAGCAAGUCCACGUCCUACCAGUAAUUCAGGUACAAGUGGAUCCUGCACAGGUAACUGUGGAACAGAUGCACCAGGAUCUCAUACAGGACAAUCAGGGGAAAGGCACACAGAUAGAUGAACUGCAAGAACAGGUGCAAAUUAGUUACUUGGAAGUUGAACACAUUCAAACUGAACAAGGUGCUGAAGUUCAUGUGGAGCAGUUACAUGUUGAGCAUGUAAAUCAAAUACAGAUGGAAGAAGUACAGGCAGAACUUAUAGAUGGAACAGACCUUGAACAAGUAGAAUAUGAAACUGUUGAUCAAGGAGAAGCAGAAGAAAAGGAACCUAAUCAAGUAGAUGAUGCAGAUAAGGAAGAUCAUGAACAAGCUGAAGACUUAAAAACUCAACAGUUAGUGGGCACACAGAAUGAAAAGAUGGAUGACUAGGACAAAUAACCACACUGUGCAGGUUUAGGAAUGAAAUACCAAAUUAUUUUUCUUAACUUUUACAUUGGUUUUUGAACCGUCAGUGGUCAGCUUUCCAAUAUGCUGUCUUUAGGAAGCUGGACAAGUGGACCAAAAUUAGCUUUCUUCAUGUACAACUAACUGGUGUUAGUUCUUCUGUCAUAUGUGAAAAAUAACUUUUCAUGCAAUACCAUGGAACAGAAACUACCGCAGACACGGACAGCUUUGUGAGGAUUUUAAUCAUGAAUAGCUUGUGUCAUUGUUGCACCAUCCCUGGAUAUGUAUUUAAGAGUAACUUCACCUCUUUUCCUCUUGCAAUAGAAGAAAUCUCUUGUUAUAGAUUUGCAGGGUGUCUGUGACAGAAGAAUCAGUAAAAUCUGGUGGGUUCUAUUGUAAGUGACAAUUGGGUACCUGUGAAUUUUUGGAUCAGACUGUUUCCUGUAUCCUAACAGCCGUCCCUAACUUUCAGGCUGGGGAAAAAACAUUGUUGCUGGAGGUCUCUGAGCACAAAAGUCGUGUGCCUUUUCAACACUGACUGGUUAAAUUUCCGCAAAGUUGCUAGAGUGUUCAAGAACCUACUUCAGUAAAAAGCAAUGUAGGUAAUGUUACAGUGCUUCAUAUUUUUGCUUAAAAUUGUCAGCUACUGAUUUUUUUUUUUUUUUUCAUUAAAUUCAGUAGAGGGGUGGGUGAGGGAGGAAACAGAUUCCAUGUGGAGGCAGCAGGACACUCUAAAAGGAACACUUUAAAAUAGGAAAAGCGCAGUAGAAUCUGUGGUAAACAUGAGCUGGAAGAAAGCUACCAGCAGAUUCUUCUUUUAUAAAUCGUCAUUUUUGAAAAUUAAUAUGUUUAAACAUAAAUAUAGGAGACUUGUCUAUAUGGUAUCAGAUUCCUGGUUUUUUGAAAUGAAAUUCUGACACUUGACACAAAGAUGUGCUAAACUUAAAAGUAAAAGCCAUACGUAUGCGUGGUAAACUGUGGAUUGAAAAGUAGGAGUGUAAAUAAUUUAAUCAAUAUUAGACAAUAAAACAAUACCAACCAUGAAAUGUUGCAUCAUUUGUUUCAUCCAAUAAAUUAGGAACAACUGAGUGACUGGCGAUUAUAGUGCCAGCUCCCAGUGGUAAGACUCAAUCUCAUUUUUAGUAAGAAUAAUAGCUCUUCACUGUAAAGUUAGAUUUAUUUUUUUUUUUUUAGAAAAUAAUUGUCUAGCUUUAUGUUCAAGCAUGCUAAGGACUUCUAAUUCUCAAUUAUUGCCUUGAGAUUAGAGGUGCUGCACACUUCUGAAAAACUUUCUUUUCAAAGCCUUAACUGAAGGGAGGAAUUUUUGCAAGGACGUUCCCUAACGCUAUCGGUAUUCCUGUAGUUCUUAGUUAAAAUCAGGCUCUUCUAUUCAGUCCUCUCCAAAUGCAGAAUUAUUUCCUGGGAUUUGUGCUUUUAUUAGUCUCGUUCAAAAUGAUUCUUGUGUUUCAUCGUAGCCUUUGAGAAAUUGUUGCAAAACAAACAUGGAUCUCAAUUAAAAUUUUAAACAAUUUGA
Messenger RNA from Aquila chrysaetos chrysaetos, 3906 nucleotides. RefSeq names its product zinc finger protein 131 (gene ZBTB35). Gene Ontology annotation, molecular function: protein binding; RNA polymerase II cis-regulatory region sequence-specific DNA binding; DNA-binding transcription factor activity, RNA polymerase II-specific. The record is from RefSeq and is a predicted model, not a curated record. Bases 108 to 2357 code for a protein of 749 amino acids. Lineage: Eukaryota; Metazoa; Chordata; Aves; Accipitriformes; Accipitridae. The transcript is spliced from 8 exons. Gene Ontology annotation, cellular component: nucleus. Gene Ontology annotation, biological process: regulation of transcription by RNA polymerase II.